This is a messenger RNA of Paramecium sonneborni, 1610 nucleotides long. The record is from the annotation of a GenBank genome assembly. NCBI's taxonomy places the organism in Eukaryota, Ciliophora, Oligohymenophorea, Peniculida, Parameciidae.
AUGUUAAGAAGAGAUAGUACAUAAAGUAAAUAAUCUAUAGAAGAUGAAAAUUAAUAAAGGAUUGAGAGUGAGAUCUUUAAAUUAACACAUAUAUUAAGUAUGGAAUCAUAAGAGAGAACUUUAAUGUAAUUGAAUUAUGUAGCAAGAAGAUUAGAAAGAUCAUUUAUAUAUUUUAAGUAAUAGAUAGACAUCAUGAUAGAAAAUUGAAAUCUUAAUUGAGAGAGGACAUACUCAUUAAAUUAAUAAAGUCAUUAUUUAUUGAGAGAUUCAAAUAAUAUGAGGUAGUCUUUAAUUAAGGAGAAACUGGACGAAAAAUGUAUUUUAUUUUAGAAGGUGAAAUAUCAAUCAUUGUUAAGAAUUAGGAUCAUAUUGACAAUUACAACUCUCAAAAUAAAUGUAAUCAUACAUUUGGAAGUAAAUUGAAAAAAUUUGAAGAUGUAUUAGCUAUUCGUUAUCCAAAUUUUAGAUAAGUGGCUAUUAAAAAGUAGUUUGAUUAUUUUGGAGAAAUAGCUAUAGAAUAACGUAUACCUAGAACAGCUACAGUUAUUGCUAAAGAAAAAUCUAUUUUAGCUGUCUUAACUUAUGAAUCUUAUUAAAAACUUUUAAGAGAUAUUAAUUAAGAAGCUAUUACUAUAAGAUCAGAACUUAUUGCUUAAAUAUAUCCUUUUGAUUAAUUAAAUGAAACCUCGUUAUAAUAAUUAUUACAUGAUUAUGAAGAAAUUAAUUUAAAUGGAGGAGCUGUAUUAUUUAAAAGAAUGCAAAAAGCUGAUUGUCUAUAUUUAAUUAUCUCAGGAGAAGUUUUAGUAUAAAAAUGGGAAAUUAAUAAAUAUUAAGAUCAAAUUGAUGAAUCAAAUAUUCUAGAUAAUAAUAUUAUAAAUAAAUCAACUAAAACUUUAGUUAAUUUAGGAGUUUUUGGUAGAGGAUAAAUGAUUGGAGAUUUUGAAUAAUUUUUAUAAUUAAAAUACUAAAAUACAUUAUUAAGAUGUACUUAAGGAAUUGUGUAAAAUGAAACUAAAAUCUUUAGAAUUUGGUAGACUUAAUUUAAUGAAAUUAUCAAACAUACAUUAGGUCUGAAUUGGUAUGAAAAUUAUUUAAAUGAAAAAUAUUAAUACAAAUAGAAUUAAAGUAUUCCCAAAAUUAAAAUUACCAAUAGAACUGUUAGAACAUAAUCAAAUGUUACUAUUUUAAAUGGAUUCAAAGAUCCUUCAAAUAUUAAAAUAUCAAGUGAUAGAUAUAAAGUAUUUCAAAAUGUUGAUGAAAUAUUACCAGUUGCUCCUAAAUAAUCUCCUUAAAGAAAAUUAUAAUUCACUAUUGAUUAUAAAGAUAAAAAUAAUCUUAAAUAUUAUAAUGCUGUUACUAAUAACAUAUAAAAUAAACCUUAAUUAAAUACUAAUUAAAAUUUCUCAAUGAAAUUAUUUGCAAAUUCAUUAAAACAAAGGAUCUUAGAUUAAAAAAAUGAAGAAUAUUGUUUAAAUUUCGGAUAUACUAAAUAUUUAAAAACUGAACCCUCUACCGAAUAAAAUGUUCCUACUUGCAAUACAAUCUUGCUCUCUCCUAGAUAUGCUAAAUUCAUUAAAAAAGAAACUAGUUUCCAUAGAUUUAAAUCUUGA